UGUAAUCAUUACAAGACCGGACGAGGGAGCGGCGAGACUCUAAUUUAUUCGCCAGAUUCAAAGUGUACCAACCAACCAUCCAUGAUGCAGAAUCUCAGUUCAAUGAGGUAUUGUGUUCUGAGGCAAUACAAGUUGCGGGCAAUGAGAGCCGUUACGGAGGUCAAAGGUCAGAGGUCAGCUAGCUCUAUGUCUAGCCUGACAAGGAAAGAGAUGAUAGACCGGAUCAUCAGGGUGGAUCACGCUGGAGAGGUCGGAGCCGAUAGGAUCUAUGCGGGUCAGCUUGCUGUACUCAAGAAUACAUCAGUAGGACCACUCAUACAGGAAAUGUGGGACCAAGAGAAGCAUCACAAGGAGACAUUUGAGAGACUGAUCCCAGAACGCAGAGUACGUCCCACAGCUCUGUUGCCAAUCUGGAAUGUUGCAGGCUUUGUCUUAGGUGCUGGUUCAGCUCUGAUGGGAAAGGAAGCUGCCAUGGCCUGUACAGUAGCAGUAGAAGAAUCUAUAGGAGAACACUAUAAUGACCAGAUCCGUGCACUGAUCGAGGACGAUCCUGAGGUUCACAAGGAGCUAUUAGAAAUCAUCAAGGAAUUUAGAGAUGACGAGCUUGAACAUCUUAAUACAGGGCUUGAGAAUGAUGCAAAGAAGGCACCCAUGUACUCCACAAUGGAUGCGGUCAUCAAGACGGGAUGUAAGGCUGCUAUAUGGCUCUCAGAGAGAAUAUAAGACUUAAGACAUAUCGGUAACCGCCUUUCUUGCUUCAGAAGACAUGGUUCAGUUGUCCCAACAAUCUUUCUGCCUGGAAUUCCCAUAUAGAAAGGACUCUAGACCUUUGUCUUAAGCUGAAAUUUGGAGGACCUUUGGAAUUUGCUUAUUGGGUACUUGGUAGGAUGCGAAUUUCUGUGUAGCUUGAUAAAAUCCUGUUGGAAAAUUGGAAUGUUCCCAGGGAGUGGAGAAAGUGCAUGCAUUGUGCGUGGGUUUGCCUGCUAGAAUCCCAAGAUCUAGUGCUUUUUACACCUUGUUUCUAAGCGCUUAACAUGGCAAUUAUUAUUUCCCUAGUCAUCGGAUCCUGGCAUGCCCGCUCACAAUGUAUGCACUUUCUCCAAUCCCUGGACUCCCUGAGGAGCAUAUCAACAAGAGUUCCAAGACUCAAUUGCUAGGCAUACUACGUAGGCUUUCACAUCCUACCAUGUACCCAUUAACACCUGGGUGGAGAGUGGCAAAUUGCGGAUUCACGCCUUGCCAAAGGACGCUAGGCGGCAGUGGGAUUCGAACACAAACCCCUUUGAUUGCAAGGCGAGAGUCAGAACCACUACACCACGACGCUUCUGAUGUAGUGCUUUAUUAAAAUGGAAAAAUAUUAUUAUUAUUAUUAUUAUUAAGAUGAUAUGAGGGAUGCAAUCAACUAGAAAGGUUCUAGUCAUCUGUUUGCAUAUUUGCAUUAUAACCUUGUUGGUGCUUGAGGAAUUUGAAUUUGCAAAUUCUAAUCCUUGCUCCUCAUACCUGCUUUGAUGGAUUUUUGUGAAUUGGACAGGGAAAAGAAGGUUUCUUUCUCUUUAGAAGACAAACUCUGCUAGAUACAGAUUUAGCAUUAUAUGAAAUUUUUCUUUUAACUGUAGCAGGGUUGAAACAUAUCAGUUUUCAGAGAACUAUGAAUAUUUUUACUUUUCCUCAUGUUUCAAACUGACGUAGGUCAGCAACAUUUGUGUACAAAGUCAAUUACAUUAAAUUAAACCCUAAAAAAAGAAGUUCACAGGGAUCAUUAAUAAAUUGAAACUAGAAAUUUAAAGCCUUGUUUAAAUAUGAUGAGACAAAGCAAGCAGAACUUUUCAUAUUGUUCUAGUGCUUUGCUAUAUUUCAUUAUUAUGAAAAUUAUGAGAUAUUGAAUAUUCGACAAUGGUUUUAUGAAAAUGUUGAUAUGUGUCAUUUUUCAAAUAUAGACUGCAAUAGAUUGUAAGUCCUGAAGUGGACACAUUAAUUAUUGAGCUACAAUACCUUUCUCCCUGCAUAAAACUGAAAGCUGUCCUAUUUAAAAAAAAGAAGGAAAUUCUGGUCUUUAGCAAAGAGCAUGAACACUGUUGUUUCCAGUUAAUGAGAGUUCCAGUCAUAUCUAAAAAAUAAAUAUGUAUGCACAUAUCGUAUGUCAGAUAUUUAAUCCCUUGAACCCUAAAAGCCUUGAUACUGACUUCAAGUCAUGUGAUUGGAAAAGCAAGGGUUUUAGAUAUCAAGUGACCUUUAAAGUUAAUGUCGUUUUAGGAAUAUUCAGUUGAUAUCUUUAGUUCAUUAUUUCGUCAAAGAUUGGCUUUCAUUUAUAAGGUUUUGUCAAAGGCCAAAGCAGUGAAUUUGAGACAAAAUUUGAGAUUAUCGUUAGUACGGAAGCUAAACAACAUCAGCCGGGCCAGGCAAGGUACCUGCGGAGCAAGGUGCCACUGACAUGGCUGGGCUCGAAUCAUGAGAAUAGCAGAUCAUUCAUAUUUCAAAUGUCAUGUAUUCCUUCAUUUAGCCAAUAAUCUUGAUAUCUGCAAAUAAUUUAGGGUGAGGGUCACGACCGUCCCAAAUAAUUUGGGGCUCAAAGGGUUAACUGCCAUAACCGUAUUCAUCCUGAAUAUGAGAGAGAAUUGAAUUUACCUUCAUCUGGUUGUUGCUGAAGAUCAUCAGUGCUCUUUGCCUGACCCAGCACUUCAACGUGAUUUCAUCCCUUUUCUUCCAUUGCAAACAAAAGUUUUGAUAUCUUUGCAACUUGCUGGGCUGCAUCCGGCAGCAUGUAAAAUUGCUGAUGAAUGUGAAGGUCAUGUUCCAUGUAGUUAGCAAGAACAUUCAUCUCAUUCUGUCUGAGAUUGAGAAGUUUUAUCGUAGUGGCAACAUGCUUGUGCAAUCUUGUCAAUCUGAAUAAUGUUGGCUGGAUCGCACUGCACUUUUUGAGCAUGUUCCCUAAGUGUGUCACAUCCUCAGAUGUGAGACAUGAUGUCAGGUCUUGCUAGGGCGAAGAAGUAGCUGUUCUUUUUGUUGACACCAACCUCACUUCUGUACCCCAUAAGAGCAUCCAUACUUGACUUUACAAAGUUUGUCAUCAUAACAUUUUCCCCUCAAAUUCAACCCUCCAUAGACAUUUCACCAGUUGCUGCUCCCAAUUUUGUAGUGUUGCCACCUGUCCUUCCACUGUAUGGCUUGAUCUUUCCUUGAUUUUGGUGUAAUCUUCAAAAGUCAUUUUGGAAACUGCUCUCCUAUUAAAGACAAAUAGGUUAACAUCAAACGAUUAAGCUGUUGCCAGGCAUUCACUUUGUAGAAUGCACCCUUUAGAUCUGUCAAACAUCUUUCAGCAUUGGUUUCUAUGUACUUUGACAGUGUUACUAUAUCUGGAGCCAGUCUUACACAGAGUUACGAUUGAUCCGAUCAAUCGUAACUCUAUGGAAAUCCAUCAGUGCCAUAAUUUGGUAAUGAGGUGGUCCCCCUUAAUGCAACGUGCCACAUCAUCACUCACUGAGUACUUCAUGCAGCAGACUUUGUUCUGGAGCUGGUGGAAAUAGCAGCUUUUCUUGUCCCACUUGAUUUUUUUUUUUUCCUUGAGAACUGCUUGAUUUCUCCGGCUUUUAUACAGUGCAUCUGUGCUUCCACAUUUCAACUCAACUUUUGCAAACCAUCUAAAGUAGUGGAAAGAUGAAACGUAAUCUUUUGGAUCUGCUUGAUUUGUUGGUCUGUAUAUGACAACUAGUCCACCUGAUUACUUCGCAGUUGUGCUUGUGAUUACCUCUCUUGCGGAUGAUAGUCAGCAAACAUUGUCUUUUUAAAAAGACUUUUCUGCCAUGUAAGCAGCCACUUCUACCUCAUUCUUAUAUUGUGGAAGAUGCUGAGGAAGUUUUUUUUUCUGAGGUUAUGCAGCAGAACAAACAAUAUGCUACCUUGUCAUAUGCUCUUUUUGAGCCGUGAUUAUGUGUUCUCAUUACAUAGGCCUAAGUGUUAUCACUUUGCAUCAUUUUUGUCUCACCUGCAUAGCAGAGUGAGACUAUACAGUAGGCGCUGCUUUUCCGACGACGGCGGCGGCGGCGUCAACACCAAAUCUUAACCGAAGGUUAAGUUUUUGAAAUGUCAUCAUAACUUAGAAAGUAUAUGGACCUAGUUCAUGAAACUUGGCCAUAAGGUUAAUCAAGUAUUACUGAACAUCCUUCCUGAGUUUCAUGUCACAUGACCAAGGUCAAAGGUCAUGUAGGGUCAAUGAACUUUGGCCAAAUUGGGGGUAUCUUUUGAAUUACCAUCAUAACUUUGAAAGUUUAUGGAUCUGAUUCAUGAAACUUGGACAUAAUAGUAAUCAAGUAUCACUGAACAUCCUGUGCAAGUUUCAGGUCACAUGAUUAAGGUCAACGGUCAUUUAGGGUAAAUGAACUUUGGCCAAAUUGGGGGUAUUUGUUGAAUUACCAUCAUAACUUUGAAAGUAUAUUUGUCUAGUUCAUAAAACUUUGAAGACAUAAGAGUAAUCAAGUAUCACUGAACAUCCUGUGCGCAUUUCAGGUCACAUGACCAAGGUCAAAGGUCAAUGAACUUUGGCCGUAAUGGGGGUAUCUGUUAAAGUACCAUCAUAACUUUUAAAGUUUAUGGAUCUGACUCAUGAAACUUGGACAUAAGAGUAAUCAAGUAUCACUGAACAUCCUGUGCGAGUUUCAGGUCACACGACCAAGGUCAAAGGUCAAUGGAUAUUGGCCAUGUUGGGGGUAUUUGUUGAAUUACCGUCAUAACUCUAAGUAUAUUGGUCUAGUUCAUAAAACUUGGACAUAAGAGUCGUCAAGUAUCACUGAACAUCCCAUGUGAGUUUCAGGUCACAUGACCAAAGUCAAAGGUCAUUUAAGGUCAUUGAACUUUGGCCAUUUUAGAGGUAAUUAUUAGAUUGCUAUCAUAACUUUCAAAGUUUAUAGAUAUAGUGUAUAAAAUGUGGAUAUAGGGGUAAUCAAGUAUCACUGACAAGUUUUAGGUCACAUGAUCAAGGUCCAAUGUCAAUGAACGUAGUAUUGUAUCAUUACAUAAAUGGUGUUUUUUGUGAAUAAUUAUUUAAAUGGUGUUUUUUCAAAGUCAGCACUGCUGCUAUAUUGAAUCGCGUGAUGCAGGUGUGACCGCCAGAGGCAUUCCACUUGUUUAAAGUAACAUUUUCGUCUUGAUUCCCUUCAGGUACAUGUACCACUUCAUAUCCUGCUGGUUCACAGUUCCCAUGUUGAAUUGCUUUAUUUGAUUUAGUAAUGGGGGAGGGGGGACAUGAGAGACUGGUAUUCUUAUUAUUUCAUCUUCUUCUGACUGUCCGGAUAGUAAUCAGUCUUGGAAACUUUCAAAGUCAGUUCAGAAAGUUCAUCACACUCUUCUUGGUCAUUUGAUUGUUCAUCUUGUUCUUGGCCUAAAGAAUGAACAACGUGAUGAUCCUCUGACAGUUGUACAGAGGCUACUUUAAAUGGAAUCGUUUUGAAUUUUUUCUUUCUCGGAUGGCGAAACAAAGGCUACUUCAAAAGAAUGAUGAGGAUGUAGGCUCUCUUUCUGCUGGGAUCUUGGUACUUAAUUGCAAGUUGGACAUUUUGCAAUGUAAUCAGUCAGUUCAGCUGUCAUCAAUGAGCCAUGUGUAGUUUGUCUCUGAAUUCUGCUCUCAUUGCACUUGGGAUCACACAUUGUAGUCCUUUGAAGACUAUGCCAUCAUCGACAGUAAGUUCAAGUUUGAUGCUGUAGUACUGAUGCACGUUGCUAAAUUGCUAUCACAAUCUUGUGCUGAGCCAGGCCAUCCUUGGCAGGCGUACUUGAUCACUUUCUCCAGUGACUCGUCAUCGGCUGUUGCCUGCUUUAUUGCGAUUCUAGUAGGCUCUGAGAUUCUAAGUCCAUCUAUCAGAUGUAUUCACUCUGCUUCAUCUUCUGUCUGUGAGCGUGUUGUAUUGUCAAUGUAUGCUCUCGAUAGAGUGUCUGCAAGAUGAAGCUGAGGUCCCGGCAUGUACUGUAUGCACACAUACUGUUGAAGUCUCAAGAGCAGUCUCUUUAAGCCCUUUGGAUCUGUAUCUAACUGCUUCUAGUUUAUUGCUACCAUAGGCUCGUGAUCGGUCCACAUAUGAUCUUCCGACCAUACAUAUACUCAUGAUGUUUCUCCAAACCGAAUACUUGGGCAAGAAAUUCUUUCUCUAUUCGGAAGUACCUGGUUUCCGCUGGCAUCAAUGCUCGACUGGCAUACACGAAUGGUUGUCCAUGUUGGAGAAGUGGGAAACCGAGUCCAAACUGAGAUGCGUCUCCUUAACCCUCUGUUGGAGCUGACGCAUCAAAGUAACGCAGAACUGGAGCUUCACACUCUUUCUGCUUAAUCAAUGUUGAACGCUUCUUGUUGCUGUUCACCCCAAGUCCACACACAGUCUUUGUGGGGGAGACGGCGAAGAGGCUCGCUGAUGUUGGAGAGUGCUGGUAGGUACUUUGACAAGUCUUUCACUAUAGCUAUAAAGCGUUGCAGCGAUUCAACUGAAUCUGGUACUGGCAUAUCUGAUAUUGCUGCUACUUUCUGCGGAUCUACUUAAAGUCCGUCGCGCGAGAUGAUAUGUCCCAUGAAACAAACUUCCGCUUGCUUGUACUCAAGCUUAUCAGGAUUGAGCUUGAUUCCACGCUCGCGACGUCUGUCUAAGAACAUUCACAAAUUCUUUUCAUGAUCCUCAUUUGCUUCAUCAAGGGAAUCCCUACGACCAACUAUCAGAAUGCGAUUUUGUACAUACCUGGGAGACCCUCCAGAUUCUGAUCUAAGUGACAUCGAAAAAUUUCUGGAGCUGGACUAAUUCCAAAAGGCACUCUUUGCCACCUGAACCUACCCCAUGGGGUUUGAAAUGUUGUCAGAUAAGAGGGCUCUUGGUUCAAUUCGCACUGUAAGAAACCUUAUUUACAAUCUGCUGUAGUAAAGACUUUAGCCUUGUUCAUCAGAGGUAAACACAUCUUCCAUUACAGUUAACGGGUAAUGACCUCGCUUUAGAGCACAAUUCAAAUACUGCGGGUCUAUGCAUACUCUAAUUUUACCCGAAGGUUUUUUGCACUACUUCUAAUCCUGAUACCCACUCUGUUGGUUCUGUUACCUAGGCAACUACAUUCAAUUUCUCUAAUCUCUGAUAUGUUACAGAGCAUGACAUGGGUAAGAUCACAGAUUAAAUAUCAUGUUUGCAUUAUAUUUUGUGGAACACACUACUUGUUUGUAAAUUCCUUUCACCACUGACUUGUGGGUCCAUGUUUUCACUUAUUCAUUAAUUAACUUAUUUGGUUGACUCUGGUAGACUUAACUGUAAUUUGUUGAUUUAUAAUGAGAAUUGUAGACCGGACUACAAUGCAAUACAAGGUUUAUUAUGCAAUAUGGUUGACUGCAUGGGAGAUAUGUGUAUCUCUUUAUUUAACAUUGUAUUGUAUCAAUAAAUUAUUUUGAUAUCAGA
Molecule: messenger RNA, 7412 nt
Organism: Lytechinus pictus (painted urchin)
Lineage: Eukaryota; Metazoa; Echinodermata; Echinoidea; Temnopleuroida; Toxopneustidae
Product: 5-demethoxyubiquinone hydroxylase, mitochondrial-like
Exons: 6
Coding region: 82-723 (213 amino acids)
Biological process (GO): regulation of reactive oxygen species metabolic process; ubiquinone biosynthetic process; determination of adult lifespan
Cellular component (GO): nucleus; mitochondrial inner membrane
Molecular function (GO): 3-demethoxyubiquinol 3-hydroxylase activity
Source: RefSeq, a predicted model, not a curated record